UACAAGUAAUACUACAUAUAUUACAAGUAAUACUACAUAUUUUACAAGUAAUACUACAUAUACUACUAGUUAUAUCACUUAUUUAUCACUGAUAGAAUACUCAACUUCUAUUUAAAUGAGAAGAAGGAAUAAGAAUAAGAGUGUAUUUGGUAUUUAAACUACAGCAUGUAGUCAAACAUUAAGUUCAAUUUCAAUUCACAUUUCAAUGACAGAAACACACUGGAUUCAUAAACUAAGAAUUCAACAGAAUGUGAACGUAUCCUUGCUUUUAUUUUGAAGAUAAUAUCCUGGCCCCGGAAGUUGGUACCUAUCGCUCUGUGCUGACCUGACCUACCUGUCUGUCGCUCCCUCAGGAACACACAGGCCCCGCCUUCCUGCACCGGAAACGCUCUGGAUACAUGACGUCACGAUGUGAUUGACAGGAGCCGGGACGGACUGGUACCGCCCCCAUCGCCCCCCUCCUUCCUCCCCGCGAGAGGUACACAGAGGGUCUGACAUCAUGGCUGUGACAUCAUCACACAGUGUACCACCACAUGUAUCCUCCACAGCUCCUGAGAAACACCUGUUUGAGCUGUACCAAUGUGACAUCAUCAGGAGAAUUGACCAAUCAGGAGAGAGCAUGAGGAGGGCGGGUCAGCGCUCUGUGUGACUGACAGCUGACAUCAUCAUGUGGUCUGAUCGAAAACUCCAGAACAGGAAAUGGACUCAACUAUUUUCACUGGAGGCUCAGAGGAUCUUCUUCCUCUGUGGUGCCUGAGGACUCCUGUCUGGGCUCACCUGUGCAGCCUCACCUGUACAGCCUCACCUGCUCUGCUUCUGAGGGACCAGGUGUGAGGUGUCCCCGUGUGUCCUGCUGAUGGUCCAGCUGGUGGACGGGGGGUUGAGAUCUCUCAGCUGAUCUGCUCCCGUCCUGAUUAUCUGUAAGCAGAUUAGCAGCGGAGGUUAACAGACGCCUCAGAACUCUUUUUCUCAGCAGGAAUAUUUCCUUCCUUUGUGUCGCUGCGGCAGGAUGGCGUCUGGACGGAGGGACAAGCGGCGAGCAGCCAGACGCCCGAACAGCCAACCAGGCUGGCUGUUGUGGAGUCGUGGAUCACAGUCAACAGAACCUAAAAUACCUCAGUAAGCUCCUUAUGAAGCUCUGCAGAGAGCAGCCAGCAGCCCCCUCUGAGAAGAGGCCCGGCCCGAACCAGAACCUGUCUCUGAACCUGUAUCUGAACCUGAAUCUGAACCUGAACUCUUCACGAGUCAGAGACAGGUGACGGGACAAACCAAUCAGAGUCUAGGUGUUGUUGACCUCAGAGAGGUGUGAAUGCAGCUGGUGGUCAUACGAGGCGCAGAACUUUAAGGCCCCGCCCCCUUUUGUCGGCCAUGUUUGCAGCUGCUUGGACGUGACACACAUCCAGACCACAGGACCGACAUGGCGGUGGGGAAGGUCACCUUUACCAAGGUUGAGAGAGAGAAGCUGGCUGAGGUCCUCUGGCUGCUCAACUGGAUCUCGGUGCUGACGGGGGCGACCCUCUUUGGCCUCGGCUUGUUCCUAAAAGUAGAGAUUCAGAAAUGGCAGGAAGUGAUGUCAGACCAGGGCAUCCUGUACGUUCCCCACACGCUGAUCACCACGGGCCUGGCAGCCUGCUGCAUCAACUUCCUGGGUGCGCAGAUCUGCCUGGACUGCACCGACACCAACAAGUUCCUGCGCUGGAAGCUGGUGAUGAUGCCGUACAUCGUCUGCACCUUCUGCUUCACCUCCUGCGUCCUGACGGGGGCGCUCAUGUGCUACAGCAUCCGCAGCCAGCUGGAGGACUCGCUGUACACGGGCCUGAGGAACGCCAUGCGCUACUAUAAGGACACGGACACUCCGGGCCGCUGCUACCUGAAGAGGACUGUGGAUUUGCUGCAGAUCCAGUUCCAGUGCUGUGGGAACACUGGGUACAGGGACUGGUUCCAGGUCCAGUGGAUCAGCAGCCGCUACCUGGACAUGACCAGCAGCAGUGUGGUGGACCGCCUGAGGAAUAACGUGGACGGGCGUUACCUGAUGGACAGCGUCCCCUUCAGCUGCUGCAGCACCUUGUCCCCGCGGCCCUGCAUCCAGCAGCAGCUCAGCAACAGCUCGGCCCACUUCAACUAUGACCAGCAGAGCCAGCAGCUGAACCUGUGGAGGAGGGGCUGCCGGCAGGCGCUGAUGGACCACUACACCGGCAUCAUGCAAUCCAUCGGCCUCACCGUGCUCCUCAUCUGGCUGUUUGAGCUGCUGGUUCUGACGGGGGUCCGGUACCUGCAGACGGCCAUGGAGAACGUUCUCCGACUGGGUGAUCCAGAAUCAGAAUCUGAUGGUUGGAUCCUGGAGAACAGUCUGGCGGAAACAGCUCGGUCUAACUUUAACGUCAUCAAGAACCUGGGGAAGUGUUACCAGGUCGACGACGACCCGAACAUCAAUGUGCCGACCGCCACCGCCCAGCAGGAGGUUCCAUCCCAGGAGGUCCAGAUCCCUGUGACCAGCUGACAUCCAGCUGGAGGAGUCUGACAGACCAGGAGCUGUUAAAUCUGGUCAGGAGGCUCUGCCGUAAGCCGGGCUGUCCUCUGAGACAUCGGACCGGCUCUCUGGUGGAAGUUCGCCUCCAAUGACCCGGAAACUGCCUGAGCACCGCCUGAGUGACACUUUCACUCUAAUGUUCUGUUCUGGACACGGCAGGGCGACUUCAGUCUGUCAAGAAGUAAAUUUAAACCUUCUGGUGUCUAAUUAUGAUGUUGAAGCUACAAAUCUGCAGCCAAGGUGCUAAGAGAGAUUUAUAUUAAUGAGUCCGUACGGGGAGAAGGAACCUGAAGAGAAACAGUUCAUCACAGAGUAGAUGGUAAACUGUUCUGUUUUACGAUCUGACAUGCUCACCGUCAUAAUGCUAACAUGCUAAUGAUUAGUAGCCAUAAUGUUCAGCAUGUCCACGGUCUUACUUGAUAUCUAUAGAGACUGAUCCAGAACCAUCCGCCCUAUAAACUGUUGUCAUGUUUCUGGACCUUCCUGCUUCCUGUUGUCAUCGUUUCGUGUUUGGUCACUUCCUGAUCUGAACUCGUGUUUUCUAUUGAUGUUAAACUGUUUGUUGUUUCUGUAGCCGUUUCUACCAAAUGAUAUUCAGGUCCAGGAUCCAGUCCAGGAUCCAGUCCAGGAUCCAGUUCUUGUGUGGCUAAAAAUCACGUUUUAAAGGAACAGUCCAACACAGCUCUUAGCCUAGUUAACAUUAAAGACUGAAGGCAGGAAUAAACUGUUAGCCUAGCUUAGCAUAAAGACUGACGCAGGAAUAAACUGUUAGCUUAUCGUAAUAAUGUUUUCUCUCUCUGUGUUUUAACUUUUAU
Acanthopagrus latus (yellowfin seabream) is the source of this 3345-nucleotide messenger RNA. RefSeq names its product photoreceptor outer segment membrane glycoprotein 2-like. The coding region runs from base 1418 to 2500 and encodes 360 amino acids. The record is from RefSeq and is a predicted model, not a curated record. Gene Ontology annotation, biological process: visual perception. Lineage: Eukaryota; Metazoa; Chordata; Actinopteri; Spariformes; Sparidae. The transcript has 5 exons. Gene Ontology annotation, cellular component: membrane.